Messenger RNA from Nerophis lumbriciformis (worm pipefish), 960 nucleotides. The record is from RefSeq and is a predicted model, not a curated record. Lineage: Eukaryota; Metazoa; Chordata; Actinopteri; Syngnathiformes; Syngnathidae.
UUGCUGGAUGUGAUCUCUCACCCGCUAUGGAUGGUGGCCACGCUACUACUUUUGAUGGUGGUGCGCUCGCAGCGGAGAGGGUCCUGGGACCCUCGCGCCUGCCCCACGCACCUCAAAGGGAAGACCGCAAUAGUGACAGGGGCCAAUUCAGGGAUUGGAAAGUUCAUCGCCAUGGACUUUGCUCGCCGGGGUGCCCGUGUCAUUUUAGCUUGUCGUUGUGUGUCCCGGGGAUCAGCAGCUGCUAAAGAAAUCCGAGAAAUAACAGGAAACCAUGACGUCCAUGUGCGUCAGGUGGACCUUUCCUCUCUGGAUUCCGUCAGAGAGUUUGCUGAAACGAUUAUGAGGGAGGAAAGAGGUCUUCAUAUCCUCAUCAACAAUGCUGGAGUGUCUGGUUUACCCCGGCAGAUUACCAAAGAUGGGUUUGAUGUUUCUUUUGCAACAAAUCAUUUGGGGCCAUUCCUUCUCACGAACCAGCUGCUUGACCUGAUGAAAGCUUCAGCUCCGGCUCGUAUCGUCACCAUUAGCUCUGUCAACCAUAAAAAGGGUGAAGUGGACUUCUCACAUUUCCGUGGGGAAAAUGUUACUUAUAAUCUUGAUCGGGUUUAUAACAACACCAAACUGCACAAUAUUAUCUGCACUAAUGAGUUUGCACGGAGACUUCAGGGAACAGGUGUCACUGCCAACUCAGUCCACCCUGGUGUUGUCAUGACGGGAAUGAUGAGGCACUAUCCCUUUAGGAUCCGUUGUAUCUUCAGCCUCAUUGGACUGUUCUUUUUCAAGUCUGCAGAGGAAGGAGCAGUCAGUGCCAUCUACUGCGCCGUGUCAGAAGAAGCGGAAGGCAUAAGUGGAAAAUAUUUUGACAGCGACUGCUCACUGGUCCUCCCCGCCCCCUUAGCCCGAGACAAAGCUCUCGCCGUCAAGGACUUUGAGAUAUGUGAAAGACUGACGUCGAAGCUGUGA